AAGAGCCUCGCCCCGCCCCUCCCCUCUCCCCUUCCCCGAUCCCCACUCCACCACCGCGGCCGCGCCGACGACAUCUCACCACCACCAGCAGCCAUGGGCGGGUCCUCCUCCACCGCCAGCGCUCCCGCGGAGGCGCGCGAGCUGCGGGAGCAGGAGGCCCUCGCCUCCGCCGCGCUCUCCCUCCCGCUCCUCCGCGCCGUCUUCUCCCGCUCCGCCGACCUGGCCGCGACCCUCUCCCUCCCGCCCACCUCCUUCCGCUCCGCCCCCCCUCUUGAAACUCCGGCGCACUUCCAGGACCUCCUCGCAAGCCUCGGCCCCACCAUCGCCUCCCUCUUCUUCCCCCGCGGCGCCUCCGAGGACGCGGGGGCGGGGGGCUGGCUCGGCUUCCUCAAGGGGUUCAACUCCUGCUGCGCGCGCGCCCGGGCCUCGCUGCCGCUGGCGGUGCUCCUCCGCGUCUACGCCGCGGCCUGCGCCGCCGCGGGCACGCCCUGCGGCGUGCAGUUCCGCCCCGACGAGGACGGCGGCGGGGAUGAGGAGGGCGGGAAGGUCGUGGGGGAGCUCGCCCCCGGGGAGAUCGCCGUGCUGCUGUCCAUGUGCUGGGUCAUGGCGUGGAGCGGCUUGGCGCCGAGGGCUUCGGGCGGCGAGGAAGGGGGGAAGGGGGAGGCCGUGCUGCUCCCGGACGUUUCGCACCUGGUGCUGUCGGCGCUCGUGUCCGCGGGCGCCGUCGCAGAUGACGAGGGUGUAUGGGGCUGGGAGGUUUCCGGUGCCGGGAAGGGGGUUUCGGUGCAGGAGUUCACGUCCUGGGUCAUCUCGACUGUCCCCGGGCUUGGCAACUGCCUCUCGCGGUAUGUGCAGGACAGGUUCCGGUCGUCUGAGUCUGAUCCAGCGAAGGAAAGCUCUGUUUCAACUGGUAACACAACUUUUGAUACUUGUGAUGCAUAUCUAUUAACACGUGGGAGGGCAUGGUCAAUCUCUCUCAGCGUCAGAAACACAUUGAGUGAAAAGUUUUUGCCAGCAUCUUUCAUUGGAAUGGACACAGGAGACCUUCUUUAUAGGUCAUCGCUUCAUGGAAAAGGUCUGAGCCGGUUUUGGUCUUGUGUUGAGGGGUAUAAGGGACCAGCGCUAAUUCUUCUCCCGGCAUUCUCAAAUUCUGGUAGUGAGAAUGUUGAUGCUGGCCGAAAAUGGGGAAUUGGUGUAUUAACUGAGGAUGGAUUUGAGAACAAAGACACUUUCUACGGUAGCUCUGGGUUCCUAUGUGCCACAUAUCCAAUAUUCCGCAUGCUUCUGCCAUCGGGUAAGGAGAAGAACAUCAUGUAUUGCCACCUGCAUACUCAACUAAAGACGUAUGAGGCAACGCCAAAGCCUCUUGGCUUAGCAUUCGGUGGAUCAAUUGGAAACGAGAGGAUCUUUAUCGACGAGGACUUCUCUAAAGUUACAAUUCGCCAUCAUGCAGUUGACAAGACUUACCAACACGGUUCUCUCAUUCCCAAUCAGGGUUAUUUACCUGUUGAGGCUUCAAUACUUGACUUCGAAGUAUGGGGGCUUGGUGGACAAACAACAAAGCGGCAACAGGAUAUUUUCAAGAAGAGGGAGGAUAUUUUCUCAGGGCAGCGGAGAAAGAUUGAUCUCGCAGCUUUUGGCAAUUGGGAAGACUCUCCAGAGAAAAUGAUGAUGGACAUGGUUUCUGACCCAAACAAGGCCCGUCGGGAAGAACGUUGAUUUAGUUUUAUGGCCAAGCUCAUUUGCUAGUGUUCAGCAGCUACCCAUACAAAAGUGGACACAGAAAUGACAAUAUUACUUUUGAGGUAUAUAGAGGUCAUUUGCAUGUAUUCGCCCCUUUGAUGUUAAAGGCAUUUGGCAGGACCACUCAUAAUUUAGGUUCUGAAUUGAACAGAGGCUUUGUAUAGAAUUACAGUUGUUACAAUAGUGCCUGAGUUUCCUUCUCAUCUUCCCUUUGUUUUAGGGGAAGCAAGAGCAAACGAUUUGUACAUCUGUGUUGUAAAUUAGAUAAUCAUCAUCUGUACCAUACUGUUAUAUACUCCCUUGGAUGUACAGAUAAACUUCAUAUAUCUGUUAAUAAGGGAUGUACCCAAGGAGUAUUGUUAUAUACUCCCUUGGAUGUACAUCUGCAUGAAAGUUGCCCAUCUCCCUUGGA
Triticum dicoccoides is the source of this 2155-nucleotide messenger RNA. RefSeq lists its product as uncharacterized. NCBI's taxonomy places the organism in Eukaryota, Viridiplantae, Streptophyta, Magnoliopsida, Poales, Poaceae. The transcript is spliced from 6 exons. The record is from RefSeq and is a predicted model, not a curated record. The coding region runs from base 94 to 1719 and encodes 541 amino acids.